This is a messenger RNA of Necator americanus (New World hookworm), 4035 nucleotides long. RefSeq lists its product as uncharacterized. Lineage: Eukaryota; Metazoa; Nematoda; Chromadorea; Rhabditida; Ancylostomatidae. Bases 1 to 4035 code for a protein of 1344 amino acids. Gene Ontology annotation, molecular function: ATPase-coupled intramembrane lipid carrier activity; magnesium ion binding; ATP binding. Gene Ontology annotation, biological process: phospholipid translocation. The record is from RefSeq and is a predicted model, not a curated record. Gene Ontology annotation, cellular component: plasma membrane. The transcript has 33 exons.
AUGAAGGUGUAUUCGGAUCCGCAACAAGCGUCCACGUCACAAGCGACUCUCGAUACCACCAAAGGCCACCAUAGGAGGGCCUCGUCCCUAUGGGUACCCCCGUCGAGGCCUAUAUUCUCGAGCCCAACGCAAGUGAUUCGCGAGAAGGCGGAGACGGGUGGACGAAUUCUAAAGCGACACCGAUGGACGCGGUGGCUUUUUGGGAAGGAUAACGUACUUCCGGCAUAUCGCAUUGUUACUCCCAACAAUCAGUCGGAACCUCCGCCAAGAUACGAACACCCAAAUCGAAAGUAUGCAGACAACAGGAUCAGUACAACAAAAUACAGCAUACUAACGUUUUUGCCAAGAAAUCUGCUAGAACAAUUACAUCGAGCGGCGAAUUUAUACUUCAUAUUCAUCGUCGUAUUGAAUAUGAUUAUUGGAGCUUUUGGAAAAUACAUAUCGUUAAUGCCGAUAUCGUUUGUGCUUGGUGUCACUGCCAUAAAAGACGCUUUCGAGGAUUAUCGACGCUACAAAUCCGAUCAAAAAAUCAACCAUUCGACGUGUCGUGUUUGGGACUCGAGCCAGGGAAGGUACCGUAAGCUCGAAUGGAAACACAUACUUGUUGGCGAUUUUGUUCAUCUUUCUCACGACGAAAUUAUCCCCGCAGAUAUGCUGCUGCUGCGAAGUAGUGACGCUAACGGAGUGUGUUACGUCGACACUUGUAACCUAGACGGAGAAAGCAAUUUAAAGCAACGACAAGCCAUACGAGCGAUGGGGAAGUUCCACAAUCCCACCGUGCCUCUAAAUUUCUCGCCGGACCAGUUUAAGUACAAAAUUUGUUGCGAAGAGCCCACCACUGAUGUCUACAAAUUCGAAGGGCGACUGGAAACAGUAGAAGGAGGUCCUCCACUUCCACGAGAAUUCACAAUUUUGGCAAAAGAAAAUGUGCUGCUCCGUGGAUGUGUAGUUAAGAAUACAGAUUUUGUGGAAGGAAUCGUUCUCUAUGCAGGAUGCGACACCAAGGCCAUGCUAAACAACAAUGGACCACGAUAUAAGAGGAGUACCUUAGAACGCCUCACAAAUCUUGACAUCAUUUGGUGUGUGGUUAUCCUACUUGCACUUUGCAUCGCUGGUGCUGUCCUAUCAGGAGUAUGGAUGCGAAGUUUUUCCAAUCCGUAUGAUGUUCCGUUUUUCACCUGGUCUGAAAUGACCGGCGGUACUGAGUUUCGCCCAUCAUUCGAGAGUUUCUGGAACUUCUGGUCUUUUAUCAUAGUUUUGCAGGUUCUGAUUCCUAUAUCGCUUUAUGUUUCUAUCGAGUUCAUUAAAAUUGGGCAAGUAUGGUUGAUCUCCCAAGAUAUUAAUAUGUACUAUGAAAAACGUGAUAAGCGGGUACAAUGUCGAGCACUGAAUAUCCCUGAAGAACUUGGCCAAGUGCAGUACAUUAUGUCAGACAAGACGGGUACUCUUACUGAAAAUCAGAUGGUGUUCCGUCGAUGUUCACUUAGAGGAAAGGACUUCGGAGGGCAUUCUGUAGCGGCAGCCAUAGACCAGCCAGCAGAUCGUCUCGGAAGACCGCGUCCGUCGAAGGAUAGAGGACUUGAAGCGCUGUUGAGUCGUGCCAUCCGUGAAGCUGACGUCGAUAGCCCUAUUUAUCUGUUUUUUCUUACCAUGGCCAUUUGCAACACUGUUGUUGUUAAUGCAAAACCCCACGAGGAUUUAAUGGAUCCGGAUGGGGAUAUGAUAGAUGCUGCCACUGAAGAGACAGACACUGGCGAACGUUCGACAAUUUCUCCAUUGAGUGUGAAAUUUCUUGAAGAAGUUGAAGAAGAAGUUCAAUCGGUCCCAAGUUUGGAAACACCUCGAGAAAGCAUUGAGCUCAUUCAAUUCAACGAAGAGAGGGAGGACAACUCGGGUAGCGCUACUGCAGAUCACACUCCAAAAGACGAAGAAAUUAAAUACAUAGAUGUGAGAGAAAAGAAUCCCGUGAGAAGCAUUCCUGGUAUUCUGUAUCGUCCAUCGUUGCUCAGCUUUGCGCGACUAAAAGGAAUAAAAGAUCUCAGUCCAUUUCGCAGAUCCGUCGACAAACGCCAAUCGCAGUCUUCCACAGAAACUAUAACCCCUUUACAUUCGUACUACGACUCGGAAUCUCCCGAUGAACUUGCCUUAGUGGAAGCCGCCAGAGAAUACGGAGUGCGUCUAUUGAAGCGACGUUUCGACGAAAUCAUCGUUCAUCUCAGGGCGAGUGGCCAAACUGUGAAGUACAAGCUACUGCACACACUACCGUUCGACUCAGAUCGAAAGCGCAUGUCUGUAGUUGUGCAAGAGUGCUCCGGAAAGAAAAGAGUCAUAUUGUUAACUAAAGGCGCCGAUGCUACAAUUCUGCCAAUUCUUUCGAAUGAGUACGCCACUUCUUUGAUAGGAGAGGAAGAGGUGUUCAAGGCUCAAGAACACUUAUCUGACUACGCAAAAGAAGGUUUGAGAACUCUGUGUUUAGGAAUCAAGUACUGGAAUGACGAAGACUACCAGAAGUGGCGCGCCAUACACGAGGAGGCCGAGUUGGACCCACAUCAUCGCGAAAAUCUGCUCAGAGACAGCACCUUGAAAGCGGAACAGGACGUGGAUUUGCUUGGUGUGACAGCUAUCGAAGAUCGCCUACAAGAAGGCGUUCCUGAAUGCAUUCAUCUACUUCGCGAGGCUGGCAUAUGUGUUUGGGUUCUUACAGGAGACAAGGUCGAAACGGCGGUGAACAUAGCGUUUUCUUCUCGGUUAUUUUCCUCGGCAAUGGAUCUUCUGAACAUUGGCGCAAACGGCGUGAGAUCGGUCUCGGAUCUUCUCGACGAACAUCUCAUACGUGUUGGCCGCGCUGGAGAGAUAACAGAAGAAGCGGCAUUUGGUCUGGUCUUGAAUGCGUCCUGUCUGGAUUAUUGUUUGGAUCCUUAUAACGAGGAGCGUUUCGUUCGGUUACUGAAAAGCUGUCGAAGUGUAUUAUGCUGUCGUGCAACACCUCUCCAGAAAGCGUCUCUUGUAAAACUGGCAAAAACUCAACUCAACGGCAAGGUGCUGGCCAUCGGAGAUGGCGCAAACGAUGUUUCCAUGAUUCAGUGUUCCGACGUUGGUGUUGGUCUUUCGGGGCAAGAGGGAAUGCAAGCAGUGAUGGCGAGUGAUUUCGCCAUGGCUCGAUUUCGCUUCCUCGCGAACCUCUUGUUAAUCCAUGGUCACUGGUGCUAUCAGCGAUUGGCGCAAACAAUUCUUUACUUUUUUUAUAAGAAUGCGAUGUUUGUCUUCACAAUUUUUUGGUACCAGAUUUUCAAUGGUUUCAGUUCUCAGGUGCCAAUUGACCCCAUUUAUUUGAUGGUGUACAACCUACUUUUUACAUCAGUUCCUGCGCUUUUGUACGGUUGUUUGGAGCAAGACGCCUCGGCGGACAUACUACUAGAUGUUCCGCAAUUUUACGACCAAGGAAGAUUAGGAAAGAAGUAUCGAUGGUAUUCAUUCUGGCUGAAUAUGUUGGACGCUGUCUGGCAGAGCGCGGUUGUUUACUGGAUAUGCCACUUUACUUACACUGGUACGGAUUGUGAUAUGUGGACAUUCGGUGUGGUCAUGUGCGCCCAACUGCUCCUUGUCAAUACAUUUCAUCUCGCUCUACUUCUGCAAUAUUGGACAUGGCCUAUGUUCCUGUCAAUGUUCCUGUCGGUUGUUUCGUUUUUCUUCUGUGCCCUUCUGUACAACGGUUUCGUGACAGCCGAUUGGACUUGGACUAAUGUUAAGGAUACUCCAGUCUCUAUCGCGCAAACCGCGAUGAUUGAUCCGAUCUUCUGGCUGGUGCUAGUACUUUCGAUAGUUCUAUGCCUAAUUCCCCGAUUCACGCUGAUGACCAUUGUGAACUCUAUACGACCAUCUCGAGUGCUGAAGCGCCGACAACUAGCAAACGCUGUUGACAAUAAGCCACGCCCUUUCUCUGCCUUUUCUUGCUGCAUGCGGGUACUAUGCAACGACGAAGUACAUGUAAAUAAAUCUGACGAAAUGACCGGUUCGCGACAUUUGCCAGCAUGA